Messenger RNA from Boleophthalmus pectinirostris (great blue-spotted mudskipper), 978 nucleotides. RefSeq names its product stomatin-like. Bases 14 to 883 code for a protein of 289 amino acids. Lineage: Eukaryota; Metazoa; Chordata; Actinopteri; Gobiiformes; Gobiidae. Gene Ontology annotation, cellular component: plasma membrane. The record is from RefSeq and is a predicted model, not a curated record. The transcript is spliced from 7 exons.
AGCCACGGACUCCAUGAUCUCCACCACAUCGAGCACCGCCGAGAUGGUGACGCAGGGAAAACUCCAGAUCAGCCCUAUGGAAAAUGAUGAAGAAGAUAAGAGAUCGGGGGGCCUGGGCUGUUGUGGCUGGGUGCUGGUCGCCGUCUCCCUCCUGAUCGUGGCCCUCACCUUCCCACUGACUCUCUUUUUUUGUAUAAAGAUAGUGCAGGAGUAUGAGCGCGCAGUUAUCUUCAGGCUGGGAAGAAUCACGGACAGAAAACCUAAAGGGCCAGGCCUUUUCUUUGUCCUUCCCUGCACGGACACCUUCGUCAAAGUCGAUCUGAGAACCGUCUCCUUUGACAUUCCGCCACAAGAGAUCUUGACGAAGGACUCCGUGACGGUCUGUGUGGACGGGGUGGUGUACUUCCGCAUCCACUGUCCCAUCUCAUCUGUGGCCAACGUGUCCAACGCUCACUCCUCCACCCGCCUCCUGGCACAGACCACUUUGAGGAACGUCCUGGGCACCAAGAACUUGGCAGAGCUGCUGUCAGACAGAGAGGGGAUAUCAAUCAGUAUGCAGGAAUCCCUGGAUGAGGCCACAGACCCGUGGGGCAUUAAGGUGGAGCGUGUGGAGAUAAAGGACGUGAAGUUGCCUCUGCAGCUGCAGAGGGCCAUGGCGGCUGAGGCAGAGGCCAGUCGAGAGGCCAGGGCCAAGAUCAUCGCGGCCGAGGGGGAGAUGAAUGCUUCGCGGGCUCUGAAGGAGGCGUCUCUGGUGAUUGCUGAAGCUCCCUCUGCUCUCCAGCUCCGCUACCUGCAGACGCUCAACACCAUCGCUGCAGAGAAGAACUCCACCAUCGUGUUCCCGCUGCCCAUAGACAUGAUCCAAGCUUUCAUGAACAAAUAGUUACGCUUUUACACAGAUCAUUUAGAUCACGAAGAUCCUGCAUGCAUCUACCUGAAGAAGAGUGUAUAUAGAUUUGAGCCAACAGUCUGCUGUAU